GAUUGAAGUGUACCUGCAACUGGCAAGUCCUCACCUCCCUGGAAGAGCAUGGCGAAGGAGGGUGAAUUGACUGUCUAAUAAAAAGUCUUUCUUCAGCUGAGCUCAAAGCCAGGAACGUUUCUUCUGGGGAUCUUUAUCUGCUUCUCAGCGUUUGAUCCGGACUCUGCAUCUUCACCCCUCCAUCUCCGUGCAAUGCCCCAGAAGGAGCUCGUGCAUUUGCCAUCUUCGUUUCUUUCUAGAAUGACUUGAAACAGAAGAGUUUCCAAGAGAAAUCAUGAUAGUCAUCAUUCCACUUUCAUAGUAAAGGUUUUUCAGGUGGGAUAUCAGGCCAUUGCAAGUCCUUUGAAAAUUCAGGAAAUGGAGAAGCCAACAGAAUCUGAUUAUGAAGUAUUCUUGAGCUUCAGAGGACCGGACACUCGCCGUGACAUGGCUGAUUACCUUUACAACAGCCUCAUUCGUGCCGGAAUACGGGCAUAUAGAGAUAAUGAAGAGCUUCCCAUUGGGGAAGAGAUUGGCCCGGAGCUUGUCCAUGCGAUUAAGCAGUCGGAAAUCUCAAUUCCUAUCUUAUCUAAAGGAUAUGCUGCCAGUCCAUGGUGCCUCAUGGAGUUGGUCCAGAUGGUGGAGUGCAAGGAAAACUGGGGAUGUAAGAUCAUGCCAGUUUUCUAUGACGUAGCACCAUCCGAUGUUCUUCGCCAAACUGGAAGUUACGGUGAGGCCAUUAAUUUACACAUAAAUAAGCAGCGGUACACUGAUGAGACUAUUCAAAACUGGAAGGCAGCUCUCAGCAAGGUUGGAACGUUAAGAGGAUGGGAACUCAAGGAGAGAGGCAAAGGUGAGUUCACAGAAGAAGUUGUUCGGACGCUGUUGAUCGAGUUGAAAAAGAACUACUUGACAGUAUCUGAUUACUUGGUUGAAAUGGAUGAUCACGUGGACAAAAUCAUGGAAGUGAUAGGUGAACAGACCACUGAAACAAAGAUCAUUGGUAUUUAUGGUAUGGGCGGUGUCGGAAAGACAACUCUUGCCACAAUCAUCUAUAAUAAACUGUCGGCCAAUUCCACUAACUGUUGCUUCCUGUCUAACUUCAAAGACACAAAGAUUAAUAUUUUGCAGAAUCAACUCAUCUCUGGUAUCCUAAAAGAGACAUUUCUGCCCAUCCAUAAUAUAUCAGAAGGGAUUACUGAGAUCAAGAAGAGGCUAUUCUCUAGGAAGGUCAUACUUCUACUUGAUGAUGUCGUCCAAAAGACUCAGCUGGAUGCUCUUGUCGGGAUGGGCAAAUGCUGGUACAGCAGAGGAAGUAAGGUUAUUAUUACCACAAGAAACAAGGUAGUUCUCAAGGAUGUUGAUUUGAAGCACGAACUUACUGAAAUGGAUUUUGAUCAUUCACUUCAACUUUUCAGCAGACAUGCCUUUAGAAGAGAUCAUCCUCCAGCAGAAUACUUCUACCUCUCAAACAAAGCGGUAAAAAUCUGCGGUCAUCUUCCUUUGGCUCUUGAGAUCAUAGGUUCAUUUUUAGCUGGAAAAGAUGGAAAAUUUUGGGAGACCACAUUAGAGAAGCUGGAAACUAUUCCAGAUGAAAAUGUUGAAGAAAAGUUGAACAUCAGUAUCGAGGCAUUACAACCACAUGCGAAGGAAAUAUUUCUUGAUGUUUGUUGCUUCUUUGUUGGGUUUGAUUGGAGAAUUGUGAGGCACAUGUGGAAAAGCUGUGGGUUUUUCCCUGACUAUUAUCUUGAUGUCCUCCAACAGAUGUCGUUAAUAAAGAUUACAGAACGUGAUGAAUUGUGGGUGCAUGAUUUGCUAAGAGACCUUGGGCAACAUUUCGUUCGUCGGAGUGGUAAUUUUAAUCUAGAGAAGCAAAGUCGGGUGUGGGAUCAUGAGCAAGCAAAUGAUGUUCUUAUAGCAAAGGGAACAGAAAACGUUGAAGCACUACGUCUCAAGUUUGAUCAUCAAUCUCAACGCUUCUUUAAGAAGGAAGAACUUGAAAACCUAUCAAAUUUAAGGUUUCUUCAAGUGGAUUGUGGAGACUUACAUAUGAACAAUGUCCAGCAUUUUUCUUUAACUAAUUCGUUCCGGAGGAAUCUAUGCAUCCUUCUAAAGUCGAGAUGGCUCUCAUGGCAUAACUUUGUUCAGCAUUUUCCUUCAACCAAGUUUUUCCAGAAAAAUCUGCUCAUCCUUCCGGAGCUGAGAUUUCUCUCAUGGCAUAAGUUUUCCAUCUUUUUCCGAUUGACCACAUUUUCCCUUACGAAGCUAGUGAUUCUUGAUCUAUCACGGAGUAAAAUUACAAAUGAUUGGGAGGGAUGGAACCAACUCAAGAUGGCAAAGAAUUUGAAGGUUCUAAAUUUGACUGAAUGCAGAAACUUGCGUGGAACUCCCGACUUUUCUGCUCAUGAAAAUUUAGAGCGACUGAUUCUUCAAGGGUGUAAGGGACUGGUUCAAGUUGAUAAGUCUAUUGGUAAGUUAAAGCAUUUAGUGUUCUUAAACUUGGAAGGUUGUUAUAAUCUGCGGACAUUGCCGAACGAGAUGGGGGAACUGGAAGCCCUAACAGAACUAAUUGUUGAUGGGACCUCUAUUACCAAAAUUCCCGAAUGGAAAGGAAUGAAGAAAUUAGAAACUCUCAGUGCAGUUGAAUGUGCAUCACUAAGUAUAUGCAAUUUUACUGGUUGCUUAACAUCACUAUCAAAUCUUAGGUUGAAAAAUACACAAAUUACUGAACUUCCCUUUGGAAAUUUUGGAUCUCUUGUUGAGUUGAAUAUUUCUGAUUCAAGAAUUGGAGAAUUACCCAAUUCAAUUGGGAAAAUGAAGAAUUUGAGAGUGCUGAGGAUGUCUCGCACCAGCUUAAGAAAGCUACCUAGCGCCCUUGGGAUGUUGGAGAAGCUUGAAGAGAUAGAUGCUGCUGGCUGUGAAUAUUUGGAGGAAAUACCAAGUGAGAUUGGAAGACUAUCAUUUCUGAGGAUCUUGAUCUUGAUAUUAUCAUCUACUGGAAUUUCCGAAGUACCUAAGGUUCCUGAAAGUUUGACCAAUCUAUUCCUUACAGCUAGAGCUCCAAGCCUCCAGUGGAUCUCAAGGUUAAGAAAGCUAGAGUCCUUGGAGCUGUUUUGUUCUGGGAGUGCUUCCCAACUACCUCCAGAUUUUAAUCUCCUUUCUAAGCUCAGGGAGCUGGUGCUCAAAGUAGAUAACCUAGAAUGCCUACCUAGGCUUCCCCAGAAUUUGUCACGCCUCCGUAUUUAUGGGCGCAGGAUAAUGGAAAAGUCAAUAGAUCUUUCAUAUUUGGAAAAGCUAUCAGAAUUGAGUAUCUGGAAUUGUGAACAGCUAAUAGAGAUUCAAGGCCUUGAACGUUUGAAAAACUUGAAACGGCUUCGACUUGGUGAACUUCCAUCGCUGGUGAAGUUGGCUGACCUGACCAGCUUGAAGAAGCUCAUGGUGCUUUGGAUAUCAUAUUGUCCUAUGCUGGUUGAGCUUCGAGGUCAGCUAGAAUCGUUGGAGACGCUUAAUAUAAUGUGCUGUGAAUCUCUCAAAAAGUGGCCUGAUUCAUUCAACGUGAAGGCUAUAGAUAUACAAGCCUGUUGGAAGCUAAAAGAGAUUCAAGGCAUGGAAGACCUGAAGAACCUGCGUUGCUUGAGUCUGGUGGAUCUUCCGUCGCUAGAGAAGUUGCCCGACCUGACCAACUCCAAGAAGCUCGAGGAACUUGUUCUAAGAGGUUGUCCUUGUGUGAUUGAAAUUCCAGGUAGGCUAGAAUCAUUGGAGAGGCUUCAAUUACAUCGCUGCGGGUCUUUGCGAAAGUUAUCUCAUCCUUCAAGCGCCAAGAAGCUAAUGAUUUUAUUAGUAGGUGGCUGUAAAAAGUUCGAGGAGACCCUGGAAUCCGAUAAGUACAGAGAUUUGAAAAAAGUGCGUCGAUAACUCGUAGAAUUUGAUUGAGUUGCACAAGGUGCGACUCCAUCUGGUGGAGAUCUUCCUCCGGGACAGCGACCCAUGUCUUCCUGCCCGUCCAUCUGUUCCGCGAGGGGUUGAAUAGAUUGUCCGAGAAGUCUUCCGUUUUGCAUUUUGGGCUGCAGCUGAGCUGACUGAGGCCAAGAAGGGUUCUUCCUUCUUCGCUGCAUCUUUAUUUGGUUUUCUGCAUUUCAUUCAGACCCGGUGGCUGUCUACUUUGAUUUUCUUCAUCUUCACCCAUUCCUUUUCUGGUUUUGACAAUUUCGGGGAUGCUUCUUAAUUCAUUGAAGCUCCAUGUCCUUGGUAACUCGGAAGGUUAGGCAAGCUGGGAUCCUUGCGGUUGGAAUCUCCUUAUUUCACCUCCCCAUCUUCAGACAUCAUUCUUCUUUCCCAACUCAAUGAACCUGAACUGGUCCCCUCCAAGAAGCUGCAAUGCCUACCUAGCCUUCCCCCAAAUUUGUUGUACUUAAAUAUCGAAUCGUGCAGGGAAAUAAAAACAUCACUAGACCUUUCAAAUUUGAAAGCGGUGUCAGAUUUGGAAGUUUCUCAUUGCCCUAAAGUGAGAGAGUUCAGUGGCCUCCAAGUUUUGGAGAACCUGAGUGCCUUGAAGCUUGAAGGAGUUCCAUCUUUGGACAAGUUGCCUGACCUGACCAACCUAAAGAACCUUCAGCAAUUCUAUCUGCAGUGAUGUCCUAAAGUGGUCGAGAUCCAAGGCAGACUAAUAUCGUUGGAGGCACUUUGGAUAGGUUCCUUUAAAUCUUUAGAAAAGUUACCGCAUCCAUCUUGCUUCAAGAAGCUAAAAUCUUUUUAUGUACACAAAGCAUGAGAAGGUAGAAGAUUCUCUGAGUUCUGAUGAUCAGUGGAGGACUUGAAGGAAGAGACUCAGUCUGAUCUUGUGGAAUCCGACUUGUCUGGGUAUUUUUAUUUUAUUUUUUUUAGGAAACUUUUGCUCUCUUGGAUUUCAGAGUUUGGUUAAUGGUAGAAUCAUUCUAGAAUGUAAAUGUUGGUUGCGUACCUGAUUUCAGUGGUUGACCGGCAACUCAAAACUCUAUAUGUUGCAAGCUCCUUAUGCUCAUGUAAUAAUCGGAAAAUGUAGUACAAACAUUUCUUCUCUCAAUUUUGUUACUAUUGUAUCCAA
Messenger RNA from Syzygium oleosum, 5062 nucleotides. Its product is annotated as disease resistance protein RPV1-like. The record is from RefSeq and is a predicted model, not a curated record. Bases 358 to 3894 code for a protein of 1178 amino acids. Gene Ontology annotation, molecular function: ADP binding. Gene Ontology annotation, biological process: defense response; signal transduction. Lineage: Eukaryota; Viridiplantae; Streptophyta; Magnoliopsida; Myrtales; Myrtaceae. The transcript is spliced from 6 exons.